Rubroshorea leprosula is the source of this 686-nucleotide messenger RNA. Lineage: Eukaryota; Viridiplantae; Streptophyta; Magnoliopsida; Malvales; Dipterocarpaceae. The record is from the annotation of a GenBank genome assembly.
AACGACUCCCAUUUUCUAUUAUGAAUGGACAAAGUGGCGAAGAGUGAUUCCUUAUCCUCAACUUUCAGAUAUGGCGAAAGAAGAAGCAACUCCGAAGCUUGUGAUGAUUGCAAUGAAAGUGCUAUUGGAAAUUUUAUGUGUUCGGGGGUGUUGGUGAAGGUGGAUGAGUCAGUUGCGGUGAUGACGUGGAAGCUGACUAGGAUGACACCCAAGAAAAUGAGGGGGGUUCUUUCGGCGGCACCCAUCUCAUGUGUGGAGAGCUACAUGCUACAGGCCAUCCCACUUUGCUGGGCAAUGAUGUCUUGCAGUGAACUCUCCAGCAAAGCUUUUGAAAGGAUAAAUCUUCCAGCCAAGCCAAUGGAGUUGGGCAGCAAUGGCAGGAUUCCAAGGAUUCAAGAUGAUUACACAAAUCCCAAAAACAUUAUGGAUGGAGGUUCAACUUCACCCUUGAGAUACUUCCAAAGGCAAAAGGAUAAACUUGAAAGUGGUGAUGGGAGAAUGAAGGAUGACCGCUUGGGAGCUUACGAAUGGAGCACUUGAUCCUGUUUUUUAUGCUAACUUUGCAAUCUUGAUCAUUUGAUGCUCAAGAAGAACUAUCCAAAAGCUGAAACUGCAGCAUGUUGUUUCACGACCAUAAUAUCUUGUAGGUUUGGAAAUGUUCUACGAUACUGGGUGGUAUUUGACAG